AUGAGCGCAGAAGCUAUACACACUAUUAUUCGGUGGCGCGACAUCAAAUUGGAGCAGUACGAGAACCUCGUCAAGAACGUGGGCAACCCCGAACUUAACAUCACCGGUGGUUCCACGGGUUUGGACUUGGUGUUGUUCUACAUCCAAUACUACUCCUACAAUGUCGAAUCUCUACUCGUCUUCUUCUGGGCCGUCGAGCUGGCGAACAGCAUCUUCCAACUACGCAUCACCAAGAUAUACCGCUUCCACGCAAGUCUCGUCGCCAAAGCCACCGCCGCCUUCUUGCCCGUCGUGCAAAUGAUCCUACUCCGCUUCAGUGGUGUUGACAAGAGCACCGUGGGGUUCAUGGCGCUGGCCGAUGCCAUCAUGAUCGGCUGUUUCGCCGCAGGCAGUAUCAUGCUCCUCGCCAUCCUCAUCCGCUACGUCCACUCGCGCAUCACCCUCGCGUCCUGGAACGUCCGCUACAUCCACGGCACCUCCUCCAAGUCAGGCGGCACCAACGCCACGCCCUCGGGCAGGGGACGGGCGCCGAAAAAGACCAUCUACGACAAAUGGCUCGUCCUGCGCUUCACCGUCGCCUUCGCCGCGCUCAGCCUCUUCCAAAUCGUCGUAAUCAACUUCCAGCUCCGCGCCGCCGCCACCAACACGCGCGCCAACCUGCCCCCGCACCCGGACCUCAGCGCGGCGCGCGCCCGCGGCGACAUCGCGCUGUUCGCGCCUCCGCCCCGACCGCCGUGCUGUUCGCCUUCCUCGUCUUUGGCACCACCCGCACCUUUCGCGAAUACACCUGGGCCCUGCUGGCGCCGCGCGCCGUGA
Chaetomium globosum CBS 148.51 is the source of this 816-nucleotide messenger RNA. RefSeq lists its product as uncharacterized. The coding region runs from base 1 to 816 and encodes 271 amino acids. NCBI's taxonomy places the organism in Eukaryota, Fungi, Ascomycota, Sordariomycetes, Sordariales, Chaetomiaceae. The transcript has 6 exons. The record is from RefSeq and is a predicted model, not a curated record.